UUUGUUUCUGGGGGGAUCUAAUGCAGGAGUGCUUGCAUAAAAAAAUACGCUAAGAAAGCUGGAACCUUGCGUAUGAACACUAGUAUCGUGCUUGAGACUGCACGAACGGGAGACUAUUGAACUAAAUUGUUUAAAACCAUCUAGCACACUCAUGGCCUCAACAGUAGAUUUCAGGACGCACGUAGAUCAAUCAUGUAGAUAUUCUGAGGAAUUUGUUAAUAUUUAUUACGACUGCAUGGACAAGAAAAGGAGGCACCUUACAAGACUAUACUUGGACAAAGCCACUCUCGUGUGGAAUGGUAAUGCAGUAUCCGGCCACGAUGCCCUAGGGGAAUUUUUCGAGUCCCUGCCGUCAAGUGAAUUCCAGGUUCACACACUGGAUUGCCAGCCAGUGCAUGAUCAAGCAACCCAAGGACAGACAACUCUGUUGGUUGUUACUGGAGGGUCUGUCAAGUUUGAUGGCAACAAACAGCACUAUUUCAACCAGAACUUUCUUUUGACUGCUCAAGCAUCCCCGACAAGCGACCAGCCUGUGUGGAAGAUAGCAAGUGACUGUUUUAGAUUCCAAGACUGGGCCAGCUGAAGCUAUGUUAUAUAUAUUUAUGUUAAGCUACUCUUUAUAAAAACCAUAACCGUGUGAAAUCUGUGAAUAAAAUCUUUAAAUAUUUGAAUACAAAGCCAAACA
Molecule: messenger RNA, 685 nt
Organism: Paramormyrops kingsleyae
Lineage: Eukaryota; Metazoa; Chordata; Actinopteri; Osteoglossiformes; Mormyridae
Gene: nxt2
Product: nuclear transport factor 2-like export factor 2
Biological process (GO): nucleocytoplasmic transport
Source: RefSeq, a predicted model, not a curated record